Molecule: messenger RNA, 1857 nt
Organism: Trypanosoma brucei brucei TREU927
Lineage: Eukaryota; Euglenozoa; Kinetoplastea; Trypanosomatida; Trypanosomatidae
Exons: 1
Coding region: 1-1857 (618 amino acids)
Source: RefSeq, a predicted model, not a curated record
AUGAGUGAACCAUUGAUGGCUAGGUGUGCAUCUCUGCUGGACAUCUUGGUUCCCCGUAGUGUUGAAUGCUUAAGCAAUGCGAAGGUACAGAACGAAUCGUGCUGCGCUAUACAGUACGACCGAAUUUUGCGUGUCCCGGUUCUGAUUAUGAAAGGAGACAUCUCGAAUGCCCGUGUUCAGAUACCGCGUGAUGGCAAAUCACUUCCUGUAGUUCCGCUGCCGUGCACUCUCGUAGCUCUCCAGGCGUACAUUGGAUCUUUUGACACCUUUGCGUUGGAGGUGUCAGUGAGCACUAAGACUUCUCUUCGCGUGAAGCUGAUUAUUGGGACUCACUUUAACAAGACGUCGUUGGAGGACACCGGUAGCAGUCUGAUUCUCUUUAGGAUGCCCUUGAUCAUACCGCGAAACAGAUGGGUUCAAAUAGUAUUUCACAUUUCAGGAAUCGUAACGCAUCUUCUUGAACUGCCGCCAAUUAAAUUCAUCGACGCAAUAUCAUUGAGUGGCACAUGUAAGGCUUCGCGCUUGAUGGCAUCCAAUAGUGAGGAGGUUGUAGUGAACGCAACACCCAGUGACAUGACUCUCUUUGCUGUUCCGGCGUAUGCGCCCCCGAUUUGGCAGACCGUUGCGGCCUCUCCACCCCCGAACGGGACCUGCAGUGACAAUAAUAAAAAAAUUAGUGGUCGCUCUCCACAGAAAGUUGCUAAAGACCGCUUACCCGUUGUAGUGAAGUCGCCAUUAAGAAGGGACGAUGAUACUGCCAAUGAGGGUGAAAACGACUCACCAAAGCAUAAUGUGGUGCGAACAGCUGCUACAAGUGCUUCUAACGGCACACCAUCGCCCCCGUACAAACAAAUAGGGCGCGAGGUUUCGGCUAUUGAGAGUACAUCAAGCGCCAACUCCUUUGAUGUGCCGCCGGAAGGUCGGGCGCCAAGUUUGCCAGGUGACUUUACAGAUGCCCGCCGAGUCAAGCAGAUGCCUAAGCAACAGGUCGGUCAGCCCGCUGCGAGGUGCGGAUCUGCCGCUUACAUACGGCUGGUAAGCGGAGCGAACUUUCCGCCACGUAGCAGCAGUAACCCGACUGUGAAACCGCGUCCGCUUCACUUAGGGGCAAAGGAACAGAGUCCUAGUGCGGUUACAACUCCCCCGCCACCCCCUGUCGAAACAUACCCGGGUGUAUGCGAUCUUUUGUUUGAUGCCUCGUAUGGCAUCACAGGUUGGGGGGAAACCGCCUGUCGUGCAAGUACUGCUGCUUCAGCCUCUCCUCCUCGUGCCGGAAGCGAUGUAAAGUGCAGGUCGGCGCCAACUGCGGCAGUACCAACCAACCGAAUAUCUGGUGGUGCAGUGAGUGAGUGUAAAACGAACGGAUUAGCGGAGCAGGUUUCCCCGAAAGCGAAACGGUUGAAAAGGGUUAUAGAAAUAAGGCGGCGGUCAUUCGUCCCCCCCACUAGGCGCCGGAAGCCGUGCGGUGGUGAUGGUCAAAACGGUGAAGGCAACGAAACAGGGGCGGCCGCGGGCGGUACGUCCAGGAGGUCUGCUGUUAGUGUGAGGCGGCUUUACAUGCGAAAGAGGAUCAGGAAACUAAAGGAAGCACAGAACAGCGCACGUCGCAUGCAAGAAAUGAAAAGACUUCCAGCGUCUGAACUACCCAUAGACCCUCAGGACGAGGCACUUAUGAUGGUUGGUGAAGAGACAAUGAAUGUCACGCGUGAGCCACGUUGUGGUUACGGUUUUGGUUAUCUUGGUGUCCUUCAUGAGAGUGGCGGAUUUGAGGCGGAUGAGAAUGCUGACACGGAGUUGAAGGGCGCUCUCACGCUGGAGCUUUCCGAAUUAUCCGAUGGUGAGGAAAAUGAAGAAUAG